Molecule: messenger RNA, 3391 nt
Organism: Folsomia candida
Lineage: Eukaryota; Metazoa; Arthropoda; Collembola; Entomobryomorpha; Isotomidae
Product: taurine hydroxylase-like protein SAT17
Exons: 5
Coding region: 2170-3282 (370 amino acids)
Molecular function (GO): oxidoreductase activity
Source: RefSeq, a predicted model, not a curated record
AGUUGAGUAAUGAUAAUUAGCUCAACAUAAUCCCCUUCAUAAUUUCGUCCAUGCUUUUGCCAGCAUUUGGAUUUUUGUAUCCCUUCUUCCCACUCCUACAUAGAAUCAGCGUUCAUAGAUAAUUCAAAACUCGGUAAAUUUUCAUGACAAAUGGUGCGAUUAUAAAUAGUCUGAUUACGCAUGUGCUGAGGCGUGGCCGCCGUGACUCACUGCUUUCGCAGCCGCAUAGCUCUUCUCCCCCACGAACGCAUUACUUUUGGCGCCCCCGCCCCCCGCCGCGAGCGAAUUGGCCAGCGAUUUCCCCGCAUUUGUGGCCACCGACUGCGAGAAUGCGCUCCCCUGAUGGUUCGAGAACGAAUUAGAGAAUGAAUUCCCACCAGAUUUCGACACGGAAUUUGCAGCAGAAUUUCCUUCAGGCAUUUGUGGCAGCAUUUCCGGUUUUGGAAAGUGCCGUAGCUCUGGAAUUUCCAGUUCCGAGCGAAUCCGAAUUUCCGAGGGCGGAACCAGUCCCCCUCGAAAUGGCGUUGGAGGUGGCCCCACCUGCACCCCAGGUUUUCGAGUUGGCCUGCGAGUCCCCACAACCACCGGCAGUUAGCGCAUUGGAGACAGCGCGCGUGCCAUUUAUCGAGUUUGAGAUGACGCUUCCCCCGCGCGAGGAGGCCGCGUUGGACGCGUGCCAAAUUCAGAGGCUGAGUUGGCCACGACCGUCCCCACGGAGGGGUUGCAAGGGGAGGGAUUGUCACCCGGAGAAGAAUUUCCAUUCAUAUGAUGAUAUUCGUCCUCCUCCGAUUCCCCGAUUCUCCUCCGAUACGCACUUAAUUAUGUGUUAUUAAUCGUCCCUUUCAUCUAUUAUUUCCUCCUCACCCGAGUGGUUGUCGUUGUCCUCGUUAGAAUUUGAGCCAGAUGACGGUCUGUCAUGUCCUCUCCAAUUUCUGGGUGCAGAUUGAAAUUCACUCGGGAGAAGGAGAAGCAGAACAACAACCACCACUUUCAUGCCUAAUUAAUAUUUUGUACUGUGAAGGGACUUAACUAAGAAUCGAGCAACACACAACGCUCGGGCCAACUCAAUCAAAGGGUCGCGUACAGUAGAGAAAAGUUCGUCUAGAUGAAAAAUUCGUCUCGUACAGUUUGCAAAUUAUUGUCUAAAUUUCACUCCAAAUCUUGGUUGGACUACUCGCAAUAUUUGCGAUGGCGUGAUGACUUGUUAUGCAACGUCGGUCGGUGUUGUUGAUGAGUUUGUUUAAAUAUUUGAUGAAGUCAGUAUCAUCCAGUUUUUGUGUUUGAGCAACAACCCAAUACACGAGUCCAACUGGGGCUCAAUAAUCUCCUCGAUUGAAUCACAGCACGGCACUCUCUCAUUCGGUCGGAUAAUGGAGAAACAAUGGGGAUUGCUCACUUAUCAUUAAAUAUUGACUUGUACUCCCUUCUUACCCUGAAAUUUUUUGAGUUGCCAUCUGCGAUGCGGCGUGCUCUCGAUGUUUGCCCGAUAAGCGGACGAGUAAUUAGGAAAAAGUGCUUAAUUAUGCUUGUAUGUACCACUUGACUCUGUAUUAAACUCUUUAAAAGUGUAAUCUAAUCAUUAACCCAGGACGGAUAUGUAUUUACGAAAACAUGUUGAAAUGGGUAUUUAAUAUUCACGAAAAAAACGGAUUAGCAAAACAUAUUAGCGAAAAAGUGUAAAAUUUCCGCAAAAUUUGUAUUUCUGAAGAAAAAAAAGCUCUACAUUUUUUUUGUGUGACCGAAUUUACUUGAGCAAAACAAUUUCUUCUCGUGUUGUGCGUAAAACACGGAAAUAUUUUUAAUAUAAAAACAAAUGCGCAUAUAUUUUAAAAAUAAUAUCGGAAAUAUUUAUACCUGUCUGAAAAUCUAAAAAUAUGUAACAAUAUGUCAAAAUACUUUGAAAUUCUUGUACCCUAUAAGAGUUAGGGAACGCACCCACAAAAUUAGACCAUCGGUCGUCAUCAAACGGAAACCUCUGAAAAUAAAUACAUAUCCGCCCUCUGAUUCUAAUUCAGAUUCAUUACAUAAUUGGACACAAUAAGUACUCGAGAAGAGAGAUGAUGCGACUAUUUAAAGAGCUGGACACCACCACCCACGCGUCAAAUAGCCACUCCAACCAUUGCAUUCUACACACUUGACACCGGAAGAUAGACACACGACCUGGAAAGAAUGGGUCCCACUUUAGCCGACUCCAAAGCCACCACGGACCUGGUGAACAUUCCACCCCGACAAACUGGACCCAAUGUCUGGUACGGUCCCCAAGUUGCCAGCCAAGAGUCGACCUGGCUUUUCAUCCUCACCGCCCAAGAAUUGGCCGAGCUGGAAGUCGCUGCUGACCGGAUCGUGGAGGACUCGGCGGUGUCAUCGUCAUCGUCAACCUUGUCCCUCCGCCUCCUCUCCUCUCUGGACAACAACUUCAACUUGAAGAACCUCCGAGCUAGGAUCGACUCACUCGUGGCCAACAACUUGAACUCUGGUUUGGGCUUUUUCGUCUGGAGAGGGAUUCCGAACGAGUGGAGCCACGCCAGAAAAUGUGCGGCUUUCCUCCUCAUCGGAAAAUGCAUUGGGAAUCUGCGCCAACAAAAUGGGAAGGGGCACGUCCUUGGUCAUGUGAAAGACCUCGGUUUAGACUCUUCCGACCCAAACGUUCGUGUCUACCAAACACGAGAAAGGCAAACGUUCCACACGGACUCUAGCGACGUGGUGGGGCUGCUCUGUCUUCGAACAGCGGCAUCCGGAGGUCACUCCUCCCUCGUCUCCUCGGCCACCGUCUUCAACGAAAUGCUGGCCACCCGACCCGACCUCGCCCAUCGCCUCCUCCUCCCCAUGGCGAAGGACCGAAGGGGGGAAAUUCCCUCAGGGUGUCUCCCCUACUUCAACAUCCCCGUCUUUCACUGGUACGAAGGCCACUUAUCUGCAAUCUACCAGCGCCAGUAUAUCGACUCGGCGCAACGCUUCCCAACCGCGAAGCGACUGACGAAGGAGGACGUGGAGGCGUUGGACCUUUUUGACUCGCUGUGUGACGACGAAAGGCUAAAUUUCACCAUGGUCCUGGCUCCAGGUGACCUUCAGUUUUGCAACAACCACGCCCUCCUCCACGACCGGACCGCGUUUGUGGACCAUCCUGACGAUAAGAGACAUUUGUUGAGGGUGUGGGUAGCUCCGGAAGGGGCAAGACCACUUCCCCCCGUGUAUGCGGAACGGUACAGCAGCAUAAAGGUGGGGGACAGGGGUGGGGUUUAUGUUCCUGGGGUGGAACCAGUAGCCCCUCUUCAUCCGUAAUUAUUAUUUAUUUUUGUCAAUGAAGUCAAUUUAAUAAACAAAUAAAUAAAGUUUGAUUCUGAAUAAAAGUGCCUGCAUUUUCGAUGUUAUUUUGCACAGGCUGAAAAAA